AUGGCAAGCCAAGGAGGCGGCGCGAACUACCUGCACGAGCAGCCCGGUCUUGAAGUGAACCACCACGCCGGCUUGGAGGUGGACCCGCGGUACGCGCCUCGCCCAGAGUCCGAGGGUUUGCAAACUGUAUCGUACCAGCAAGAGAAGGCAUAUACGGGCGCUGGGGCCCUACCAGAAUAUCAUACUAUCACGACGGACGCACACACGGCAGCACUAUCGAACUAUGACGGUCAACCGCCCGAGGUAGUCCCCGCAAAGGAGGGAGCAGGAGCAGGAGCAGGGCCGAAGCGAAAGCUCACCUGGAUCAUUGUGGGCGCCAUCAUUGCCGUAGUAGUCAUUGUCGGCGCCGUUGUGGGUGGAGUAGUGGGAAGCCGGGCGGCCAAAUCGAGCUCGUCGUCGCAUGAUGAUUCGACUACCAGCGGUAACAGCUCGAGCAGCUCGACGACGAACGCGACGUCGCUGGAGAAUAUUCGCCCGUUGUCGAGGAUCGCCGCGACUGGCUGGCGCGACGGCGGCGUCGCGCGCAUACGCAUUUUCUACCAGGGCCCCGACAUGAAGCUGCGGACAUCGUGGUACGCCAACAAUGAAACGUCGUGGUCCGACCCCACGAUCUUGACGGAGCUCGAAUACGAGCCUGGGACCAACACAACCCUCGCUGCCUCGUGCUCGGUUGAAACAACGUCAGCAGUACAAUAUAAAAUGAUUUAUCUCGACGGAAACUCCACGAUCCGGGGCCAUGGAUUCACAGAGGGUCGCAACGACGUGCAGGGUGAGCGUAUGAUUAUAAACGACUACCCAAUCACUGUCCCCUCGACGUCGCGGCUGGCUUCCUACUGGCCUUUCGUUAUGGCGCAAAACGACGGUAAUAACUUCCAAUGGAUCCGGUACUGGGGCGCAAACGGAGGGCCCGACGAUGCGGAUGCAUGGUGGACGAACUCUACGCUCAAUGUGAUUGGGUCUGAGGGCACCGGGAUGGUUGUGGUGCCCUCGUCUGCAUGGUAUCUGGACGAUGGCGGUUUCAUUUAUCGCCGAAGCGAUGGAAAACUGAAGACGUAUGAGGUCGAGAAAGGCAGCAACAAUGUCACCGGCUUGGCUUGGGGUGAUGAUGAACUCUCAUAUGACAUUCCCAGCGACACGGCCAUUGGCAGCUUCGUCAUUGCCCGCCCCGACAACUCCAACAACUACACCAACACGUAUAUAUUAUACCAGGACGAUGACGGCAUCAUCCAAGUCAUGUGGCAGGACGACGAGUCCGGCUGGAAGGGCCCUAGCACCUAUGACGCCUUUAAUGGAGCCGACAUGGGAACCGACAUUACAUGUGUCACUGCCGCCGCGUGGGACGGCUCCGGCAUCGAGGUCACGAGCAACGAGAACCUGAGCAGAUGCUAUUUCCAGGUUAGCAACCAACUUAGGGAAGUGUCCUAUGAUGGGACGGAUUGGACUGAUAAGGGCUAUCUACCCAUAACGUAA
Pestalotiopsis fici W106-1 is the source of this 1470-nucleotide messenger RNA. RefSeq lists its product as uncharacterized. The record is from RefSeq and is a predicted model, not a curated record. The coding region runs from base 1 to 1470 and encodes 489 amino acids. NCBI's taxonomy places the organism in Eukaryota, Fungi, Ascomycota, Sordariomycetes, Amphisphaeriales, Sporocadaceae. The transcript has 3 exons.